Pteronotus mesoamericanus is the source of this 3284-nucleotide messenger RNA. RefSeq names its product toll like receptor 8 (gene TLR8). Lineage: Eukaryota; Metazoa; Chordata; Mammalia; Chiroptera; Mormoopidae. The transcript is spliced from 3 exons. The coding region runs from base 162 to 3284 and encodes 1040 amino acids. Gene Ontology annotation, biological process: toll-like receptor signaling pathway; defense response to virus; canonical NF-kappaB signal transduction. The record is from RefSeq and is a predicted model, not a curated record. Gene Ontology annotation, molecular function: protein binding; pattern recognition receptor activity. Gene Ontology annotation, cellular component: plasma membrane.
CUUCUGCAAGAGGGUACCACUCUGCAGUGCUGCGAGCUGGCUAUGGAAUGAGAAAUUACAACGGCUGACAACAGAAGAGCGUUGCCUGGGACUUCGCCUGCGCCUGGAGGUCUGAACCCAAGGCUCUGGAUUCAACCUUUUGACCUCCUGAGAUCGAAAAUAUGACCCUUCAGCCGUUGCUUCUGACCUGCCUUUUCCUGCUCAUCCCUGAUUCCUGGGAGUUCUUCACUGCAGCAGAUUAUUACAGAAGAAGCUAUCCUUGCGAUGAGAAAACCCAAGGUGCCUCUGUUAUUGCAGAGUGCAACAGUCGUCGGCUGCAGGAAGUUCCCCAAACUGUGGGCCAGGAUGUCACCGAGCUAGACCUGUCUGAUAAUUUAAUCACACGCAUAACGAAUGAAUCAUUUCAAGGGCUGCAGAAUCUUACUACACUCAAUCUGAACCGCAAUGCCAUGCUACAGCCCUACUGGGAAAAUUAUUAUAUAAAUAAAAAAGGCAUGAUUAUUACAGACGGAGCGUUCCUCAACUUGCAAAACCUAACGGUGUUACUACUUGAAAACAACCAAUUAGACAAGAUACCAUCUGAUUUGCCAGGGUCUUUGAGAACGCUUAGUCUAAUAGAAAACAACAUCAUUUCUGUAACAAAAAACGACACUUGCGGACUGAAGAAUUUGGAAAAUCUCAAUUUGGGCUGGAACUGCUAUUAUGGCAAUGUCUGUAAUAAAACUUUUGAAAUAGAAAAAGGAGCAUUCAAAGAGAUUACAAACUUGAAGGUACUAAUACUAUCUUUUAGUAACCUUUCUCGCGUACCCCUCCACCUGCCCAGCUCCUUAACGGAACUUUAUCUUAGCAACACCAAUAUCAACAACAUCGGUGAAAAAGACUUCGAGAAACUGGAAAAUUUGAAACUCCUAGAUUUAAGUGGGAACUGUCCACGGUGUUUCAACGCACCAUUUCCCUGUACACCUUGUGCAGGAGAUGCUUCCAUUUACAUACCUCCUAACGCUUUCGAUAAGUUGACCAAACUCAAAUACCUCAACCUCUCUAGCACUUCCCUCCGGAAGAUUCAUGCGAGCUGGUUUGACAAGAUGCCUCAUCUGAAGGAGCUGCAUCUUGAAUUCAACUACUUGGUACAAGAAAUAGCCUCUGGGGAGUUUUUAACAAAACUGCCCAACUUAGAAAUACUUGACUUAUCUUAUAACUAUGUAAAGACAGAAUAUCCAAAGCGAGUUAAUCUUUCUCCAAACUUCUCUAAUCUUACAUCUCUCCGGGCAUUGCACUUGAAAGGUUAUGUGUUCCAGGAACUUGUAGAUGAAGACCUCCAGCCCCUGAUGAAUCUCACAAAAUUAACGACUAUCAACUUGGGCAUUAACUUCAUUAAGCAAAUUAGUUUUAAUGUUUUCCGACGUAUCCCCAACCUGAAAGUUAUCUACUUGUCAGCAAACAGAAUAUCGCCCUUGGUAGAUGAUAUUAGGUCAAGUUCUGCAAAUUUCUCCAUUGUCCAAAAUCAUGUCCUUAAACCACGCUCAGCAGAUGGUGACUUUGACCCACAUUCAAAUUUUUAUCACAGCACCAAACCUUUAAUGAAGCCACAAUGUACACAUUAUGGCAAAGCCAUAGAUUUAAGCUUGAACAAUAUUUUCUUCAUUGGGCAAAAGCAAUUUGAAGCUUUUCCUAACAUUUCCUGCUUAAAUCUGUCUUCAAAUGGCAAUGGUCAAGCAUUAAAUGGAAGUGAAUUUUCAGCUCUGCCUCACAUCAAAUAUUUGGAUUUAACAAACAAUAAACUGGACUUUGAUUUUGAUAGUACUUUCAAUGAAUUGCCUGAGUUAGAAGUUCUAGAUCUCAGCUACAAUGCCCACUAUUUCCAAAUAGCAGGGGUAACGCACCGUUUAGGAUUUAUUAAAAAUUUAACAAAGCUGCAAGUUUUAAAUCUGAGCCACAACGACAUUUAUACCUUAACAGAGUACAACUUGAGUAGCGUGUCCCUGAAAGAAUUAGUUUUCAGUGGAAACCGCCUUAAUGUUUUGUGGAAUGGUGAAGAUAAGAGGUAUGUGAACAUUUUUAGAAAUCUCAAAAACCUAACACGGCUUGAUUUAUCCUUUAAUAAUCUUGUGCACAUCCCAAAUAAAGCAUUCAUUAAUUUGCCCUGGAAUCUCACUGAACUAUAUUUAAAUGAUAAUAAGUUAACUUUCUUUAACUGGACAUUACUCCAGAACUUUUCUUAUCUCUACUUGCUUGACUUAAGUAGAAACCACCUAUAUUACUUAGCUUAUAGCCUAUUUAAAUUUGCGAAAUCUCUUAAGAUGCUACUACUGAGUGAAAACAGGAUUUUCCACCUGCCCCCUGGCUUGCUUUCAGAAAACAGCAGUCUGGUAUACCUUGAUUUAAGUUUCAACCUGCUAAAAACGAUCAACAGGUCCACGCUUGAAGUGAAGGACGAGAAUACCACCUUAGCCCUUUUGAAACUGGAUGGAAACCCUUUUGACUGUACCUGUGACUUGGGAGAUUUUCGAAGAUGGCUGGAUGAAAAUGUCAAUGUUGUGAUACCAAGACUGACGGAUGUCAUUUGUGCCAGUCCUGGGGAUCAAAGAGGGAAGAGCGUUAUGACUCUAGAGCUAACUACAUGUGUUUCAGACACCACUGCAGCCGUGUUAUGUAUCUUCACAUCCUUCAUCACCAUUGUGGUUAUGUUGGCUGCCCUGGCUCAUCACUGGUUUUACUGGGAUGUCUGGUUUAUCUAUCAUGUGUGUUUAGCUAAGGUAAAAGGCUACAGGUCUCUUUCCACAUCCCAAACUUUCUAUGAUGCUUAUGUUUCUUAUGACACCAAAGACACCUCUGUUACUGACUGGGUGAUCAAUGAGCUGCGCUUCCACCUCGAAGAGAGUGAGGACAAAAAUGUGCUCCUCUGUUUAGAGGAGAGGGAUUGGGACCCGGGAUUAGCCAUCAUUGAUAACCUCAUGCAGAGCAUCAACCAAAGCAAGAAAACAAUCUUCGUUUUAACCCGAAAGUAUGCAAAAAGCUGGAGCUUUAAAACAGCAUUCUACCUGGCCUUGCAGAGGCUAAUGGAUGAAAAUAUGGAUGUGAUUGUAUUUAUUCUGCUAGAGCCAGUGUUACAGCACUCUCAGUAUUUGAGGCUGCGGCAGAGAAUCUGCAAGAGCUCCAUCCUCCAAUGGCCUGAAAACCCCAAGGCGGAAGGCUUGUUCUGGCAAAGUCUGAAAAACGUGGUCUUAACUGAAAAUGAUUCACGGUAUAACAAUUUGUACGUUGAUUCCAUUAAGCAAUACUAA